Gymnodraco acuticeps is the source of this 1400-nucleotide messenger RNA. It is a transcript of the gene gipc3, whose product is annotated as GIPC PDZ domain containing family, member 3. The record is from RefSeq and is a predicted model, not a curated record. NCBI's taxonomy places the organism in Eukaryota, Metazoa, Chordata, Actinopteri, Perciformes, Bathydraconidae. Gene Ontology annotation, molecular function: protein binding.
AUGCAGAACGGGGAGGCUAUGAGCCCUCAGGACUCCAAGGCAGCAGUGGGAGAGCCAAUGGAGGAGCAGAAGGCCCAGAACCAGAGCCAUAAUCAGGGGAGUGCGGAGCCCACAGCCCCUCCACUUCCUCCGCCUUCACCACCACCACCAGGGACACCAGAAUACCCGAGACCUAGGCUGAUUUUCCACACCCAGCUGGCUCAUGGGAGUCCCACAGGCCGCAUCCACGGAUUCACCAACGUAAAAGAGCUCUACGCCAAGAUUGCUGAAGUGUUCCACAUCUCCCCUUCAGAGAUCCUUUUCUGCACCCUCAACUCCCAUAAAGUGGACAUGCAGAAACUACUGGGAGGCCAGAUCGGAUUGGAAGACUUCAUCUUUGCUCACGUCAGGGGGGAGACCAAGGAGGUGGAGGUGACAAAGACAGAAGACGCAUUGGGUCUCACUAUCACAGACAACGGAGCUGGAUAUGCAUUCAUCAAGAGGAUAAAGGAAGGCAGCACCAUAGACCAGCUGAAGACAGUCUGUGUUGGAGACCACAUCGAGGCCAUCAAUGACCAGAGCAUUGUAGGCUGUCGACACUACGAGGUGGCUAAGAUGCUAAAAGAGCAACCGAGAGGCAUACCCUUUACACUCCGCCUGGUGGGGCCCAAGAAGGCCUUUGACAUGAUUGGAAUGAGGACAAGAGCUCCAAAAUCGACUGAAGGCAAGAUGGUGAACGGGAGGGAGACGCUGCGUCUUCGCUCAAAGGGGUCUGCAACAGUUCAGGAAGUGCAGAAUGAGUUUGAAGAACGGGCCACCAAGAAAGUGGACGACCUGCUGGAGAGCUACAUGGGCAUCAGAGACCUGGAGCUGGCAACCACCAUCGUGGAAGCGGGCAGAGACAAGAAUAACCCCGACGAUUUUGCAGAGGCCUUGGACUCAGUUCUGGGAGAUUUUGCUUUCCCUGAUGUGUUUUUGUUUGAUGUAUGGGGAGCUAUCGGAGAUGUCAAGAAUGGCAAGAUGUAGACAUUUACCAUAUAUUCACAUGAUAGAGGGAGAGGCACAUGAGACCAUUACAACCCAAAUAUGUAUGCACAGGGUGUAUCCAACUGCGAAAAUCAUUUGUAGACUCUUUAAUUUUUAAUCACUUUCUUUGAAACCAAUUUAUUCAACCAUUUCCCCUUUGAACAGUACAAUUACUAUAAUUUGCCCAAAAGCAGAUCAUCACUAUUAAUGUUAGGUUUAGACAAAUCUUGCAGUAUUGUUUUUAAAUACAUUUGUAUAGAGUGACUCAAAUAUUGAAAUAACCUUGUAUGGUGUUGGAAUUUAGCUGAUGAUCUAGUUCAGAAAAUAAGUUGUAAAUUGUAGGUCUACAAAAAUACAAUCUUAUUCUAAUUCUGAUUAAAGACAAAAGUUAAAAA